AUGAAGCUUGUGAUCCAGCGCGUCACGCGAGCUAGUGUCCUGAUCGACGACAAGAUCCACUCCACGAUUGGAAAAGGUUUGCUGCUACUCCUCGGUAUUGAGCAAGGUGAUGGGCUGGAACAGGUGAAUCACCUGGCGUCAAAGGUUUCGAAGAUCCGCUUGUGGCCCGAUCUCAAGGACUCGAAGAAGCAGUGGGCAUCUUCUGUCGUGGAGAACGGCUUCGAGCUGAUGGUAGUUAGCCAGUUCACGCUCUUUGCAACCUUCAAGAAGCCCAAGCCUGACUUCCACCAAGCCAUGGGCGGUAGCGAGGCAGAAGGCCUCUAUGAGGCCUUUGUGGAGAAAUGCCGCAGCGAGCUGGCACCCGGCAAAGUGUCCACCGGCAGCUUUGGUGCGAUGAUGCAGGUGGAGCUCUGCAAUGAUGGGCCCGUGACGGUUGAGCUCUUGUCUCCCGUCGCCCCGAGCACGGCCCCAAGCGCGGCUGCGAGCGCGGCUGCGAGCGCUGCCCCGAGCGUGGCCCCGAGCGCCUCCCCAACGGCGCGGUCCCAAAGAGCGGGCUCGGAACAGUUCGAGGAGUUGCUCGGGCAGCAACCCUACUUGGGUGGGUACCUCCCAGCUGCCAUUGAUGCGGAGCAGUUCGCCAAAAUGUCACAGCCUGGAGGGCGGCCACCGUCAUCACCAAACCUUGCGAGGUGGUACGAGCAUGUGGCUUCCUUCUCGGAGAUGGAGCGGCGUGUUUGGGGCAGCUGA
This is a messenger RNA of Symbiodinium natans, 747 nucleotides long. NCBI's taxonomy places the organism in Eukaryota, Dinophyceae, Suessiales, Symbiodiniaceae. The record is from the annotation of a GenBank genome assembly.